Molecule: messenger RNA, 1362 nt
Organism: Ilex paraguariensis (yerba mate)
Lineage: Eukaryota; Viridiplantae; Streptophyta; Magnoliopsida; Aquifoliales; Aquifoliaceae
Source: the annotation of a GenBank genome assembly
GCUUUUGCUCUCUCGCUCUCUCUCUCCCGUAUGAUGGGCGAUGGAUUCUUUCUUCCAAGUACGAACGGUAGCGGCAACAAAGAUAGUCCAAAGAAAACAAUCACCACUAAGAAGAAGAAGAAGCGUGGUGGUACUAAGAAGAAAAUGACUAUCGAGCAAACUUCAGCAUACAAAUCUGUGAGAGAAUGGGUCUUCUUGGGCCAGUCUGUUGCUGUGCUGGAUGAUGAUUUUGGUGUUCAGUGGAGUCGCGGCAAAGAGAAGUUGGUGUUUGAAUUGCAUUCUCAUUCAACUUGCAGUGAUGGGUUCCUUUCUCCUACCAAGCUCGUCGAGAGAGCACAUCAAAAUGGGGUGAAAGUUCUUUCUCUGACAGAUCAUGAUACUAUGUCUGGCAUCCCUGAAGCUCUGGAAGCAGCUCGCAGAUUUGGCAUCAAAAUUAUCCCGGGUGUCGAAAUCAGUACAAUUUUCUCCCCAAGAGAGUCUGGAUCAGAAGAACCAGUUCACAUCCUCGCAUAUUACAGCAGCUGCGGGCCAGCAAGAUGUGAGGAAUUAGAGAAGUUCUUGGCUGAUAUAAGAGAUGGGCGUUUCCUCCGUGCAAAGAACAUGAUUUCAAAAUUGAACAAACUCAAAUUGCCUCUUAAGUGGGAGCAUGUGGCCAGGAUUGCAGGCAAGGAUGUUGCUCCUGGGAGACUGCAUGUUGCUCGUGCUUUGGUUGAAGCAGGCCAUGUGGAGAAUCUGAAACAAGCUUUUGCCCGGUAUCUUUAUGAUGGUGGACCUGCUUAUUCAACGGGUAGUGAGCCUGCUGCAGAGAAAACAGUGCAAUUGAUAUGUGAAACGGGGGGUGUGGCAGUGCUGGCACAUCCAUGGGCAUUAAAAAAUCCAGUUGCUAUCAUCAGAAAAUUGAAAGAAGCUGGGCUACAUGGGAUAGAGGUGUACAGAAGUGAUGGAAAACUGGCAGUAUAUAGUGACCUAGCCGAUGCUUACGAUCUUGUGAAGCUUGGAGGGUCAGAUUAUCAUGGGAGAGGUGGCAACAGUGAAUCUGAUAUGGGAAGUGUGAGUCUUCCAGUGUUGGCUGUGCAUGAAUUCCUCAAGGUUGCCCAGCCAAUAUGGUUCAGUGCUAUCAGGCACAUUCUUGAGAACUAUGUUAAGGAUCCCUCUGAUUCAAAGUUGGAGCUUAUCUUGAAAUUUGGGAAGACUAGGGUUUCAAAGGGUGUACCACCCUUAAAUAGUGGGAACGAUUUGGUUAAUCAAUGUUUGUCUUCAUGGUUGACAAUUGAAGAAAGACAGAAUGCAGAGUUGGAGGCCAUUAAGUUGAAGCUUUUUCAGAUUUCAAUUGGUCAAGGAGAUACUCAAAUCCCCAAGUAA